ACGAGACGAUCUACGAGGAAAACAAGCCUUGUGCAACCCAAAAUGGCGGCUCGUGAUGCUGCAGUUUCACCGUGAGUGUAGCGCGAGGGGGGCGGGGCGUAAACUGCAUCACAGCUGAUCUGAUCUGUCCCCCCCUCAAGUUGUUUUUUGCAGAGGAGCUUUGCAGGAUUCACAGGGAGAUUUUUUCCUUCUUGUUGUUUUCCUUUCCUUUUUACCUCCCUCUUUUACAACAAUUGCCUCAUUUUUGCACUUCAAAACAUGCCACUUAUUUGCAGAACGGGCUGGUUGUGUGUGUUGUUGUUGUCUGCGAUGGAUCCCACACAGCUCUGACCCAGUUUGCUGCACAUAUAUGUUUUUGUUUCUUCAUUUUUUAUUUAUUUUUUUUUUGCUGUGCGUGAUGCGUUAAAAAAACAGCGUCUGUGGAGAUGUUCGCUGCAGGGGAUGGAGUCAGUUCCUUGUUGUUUACCUCACAAAAGGAGUCCCCCGGUGGAGCUGCAGUGUCUCCAGGUUUAGAGCUCAGCCUGACCACCUUAUACACCCUCCUCUACUCGUUCUUGUUUAUUUUCGUUUACCUGCAGCUCUGGCUCAUUUUGCACUAUGGCCAUAAGCGCUUCAGCUACCAGAGUGUGUUUCUGUUCUUGUGUUUGCUCUGGGCAGCUCUUAGGACCACUCUUUUCUCCUUCUACUUCCAAAAUAUGGUGCAGGCCAACCAGCUCCAGCCCCUGGCCUAUUGGGUGUUGUACUGCUGCCCCAUCUGCCUCCAGUUCUUCACCCUCUGCCUGCUCAAUCUGUACUUCACACAGGUGAUGUUCAAGGCCAAAGCGAAGUAUUCCCCCGAGCUUAACAAGUACAAGGUGCCGCUGCGUUUGUUCUUCCUGAGUCUUAGUAUAUUUUUCCUGGUGGUGAAUAUCACGUGUGCGUUGUUGGUGCAAGGAGCUCUGGAGCGCUCGGAGUCACCGAGUGAAGCGAUCGUCCGACACGCCGUUUUGGCCCGAGUCCUGAUCAACGAUAGUUUGUUUGUCCUUUGUGCCAUUUCGCUCGCCGUGUGCAUCUUUAAAAUCGCCAAGAUGUCUUCAGCGAAUGUUUACCUGGAAUCAAAGGGGACGUCGGUGUGCCAAGCGACCGUCAUAGGAGCCGUUGUAAUUCUUCUGUACGUUUCCCGAGCGUGCUACAACCUGGUGGUGGUGUCUCUGUCGCCUCAAGACAAGCCCAACCCCUUUAACUACGGCUGGUACAGCGUUUCAGAUCAGGCCGACGUGCAGCAGGUUUCCGGUGAGGCCUACAUCAUUUUCGGGAUCAUUCUGUUCCUGUGGGAGCUGCUGCCGACGAGCCUCGUGGUCGUUUUCUUCAGAGUCCAAAAACCAAACCAAAACCUGGCUCCCGGGGGGAUGAUAAACAGCCACAGCUUCAGCUCGCGUGCCUACUUCUUCGACAAUCCUCGCCGCUACGACAGCGACGACGACCUCUCCCGGAGCAUCACGAGCCGAGUGGACCGCACCAGCCUCCUGUCCUCCACGCCGCAGAUGGGCGCCUCCUCCUGGUACGGCUCGGUACCGCGCAACUGCAGCAGCGCCAUCGCGUCCGCCCAGCCCGCCUCCUCCACCGCCCCGCUGCUCUUCGCCUACGGGAACGUCCAAAGUCACCACCAUCACCAUAACUUUUACUCCACGCCGCAAAACAACACCCAUAGCAACCAGCACCACGGCAACUACUACUCCACGCCACAAAAUUAUUACUGUGGGUCGCAAACGUACUACUGCACGCCGCAAAACUGACGCGGGAGAGAAAGACGGCGGAGAUGAGACGCUGGCGGCGAGAUGGAGACGAGGGAGGAGGAGGAGGUCGUCGUGGCUUUAAAUGCAUGGACCAAUCACGAGGGCCGAUGCGAAUGCGGACAGCGGCGGCCAUUUUGUUUUCAUGAGCGGCGGCGUCAGGGACCAAGCCCUCGCCAUCAUCUCAUUCUCUCGCAAUAUGUAAAUGGAAACUUACAUCACAAUAUCGACCGAGCGUAACAUCACGACCAUCUGCCAGUAAAGUAAAAGUACAAAAAAUACUCGAGUAAAAGUAUCACAUGCAAAAAAAAUCUACUUACGAUUAAAAAUGUACUUAAAGAGUAAAAAGUAAAAGUAUUUCUCGCUGAUUUUGAGUCUUUUAAAGCUUCAAAUGUGGUGAUUUUGAUAAAGAUUUGAGUUGAAUUUCAACAGAAACGACUGAAUCCAUCGCUUUUUUCUGUUUUUAUUUGUAUAUUUUUGUUUUGUUUAAAUUCUAAACGUAUUAAAAAUAAACACUAACCCUUUUUAGCAGGUCUCAGAAAUUAUAAAAAAUACUUUUACUUUUCAAAAAUGCAGUGUUUUACUCGGUCCAGUUCUUUCCCAUGUCGACGUUGUAGAUAUAAUGAGUCCGUGUCACUUCCUGCUCAGGUCAGAGGUCGCAAUGUUGCGCUUUGAAUUUAAAUAAACUUUAAGAAUCUUCUGUGGCUAACGCUAAAGCUAAAAUACUCGCUUGGACACAGUUAAGCCAAAAGUGCAUCAGCAGAUCAGUCUCCCGAUGCUGUUAAACUCUUUAGGCUCUCGUGGCUGGCUGCUCCCCCCGCUGAGCUCUGUUUAUGAAGUUUACUGAACAGUUUUGUAAUGAAAUCCUGGGUUAAAGGUGGAGCGGGUGUAGCAGGUGGAGCGGGUGUAGCAGAGCAGAAGUGUGACAUGUCAAACGGGAUGACGGGACUUUGUAAUAUAAGAUUAUACAUGGAAAAAAACAACAUAAAACGUCACUAAAAACAAUGUCGUAUUUUUAAUCAAAAUCUGAAACAUUUUGCACUUAGAAACUUUCCAAAUAAACAAAUGUAGGACGUCAUUUGGACCAUAUUUAUGUAAC
This is a messenger RNA of Periophthalmus magnuspinnatus, 2871 nucleotides long. It is a transcript of the gene gpr137c, whose product is annotated as G protein-coupled receptor 137c. The transcript is spliced from 7 exons. The coding region runs from base 426 to 1775 and encodes 449 amino acids. NCBI's taxonomy places the organism in Eukaryota, Metazoa, Chordata, Actinopteri, Gobiiformes, Gobiidae. Gene Ontology annotation, cellular component: lysosomal membrane. The record is from RefSeq and is a predicted model, not a curated record. Gene Ontology annotation, biological process: positive regulation of TORC1 signaling.